Messenger RNA from Stereum hirsutum FP-91666 SS1, 510 nucleotides. RefSeq lists its product as uncharacterized. The record is from RefSeq and is a predicted model, not a curated record. The transcript is spliced from 2 exons. NCBI's taxonomy places the organism in Eukaryota, Fungi, Basidiomycota, Agaricomycetes, Russulales, Stereaceae. The annotation marks the transcript as partial.
GACUCCAAUAUCGCCUUCCAAUCCAACGAUGAAGUCCAAUUCAGCAUACAAAAGAAAUAUCUUAAAAUCGCCACCGGCAGCCUUUCCCCACCUUCAUCUUCAUCAUUAGACAGCGACGUCGUCUUCUUGCUCGAAUCCGCGGAGACGCUCAAAAUUCUCUUCGGCUUUAUAUAUCCUCGUCGACAUCCGAGUCUUCUCGAUGUUGAGUUUGGAGUGUUGCAGGAUGUGGCGGAGGCGGCGGAGAAGUAUAAGGUUUAUGCGGCGAUGAAUCAUUGUCAAAUGUGCAUGACCCAACGCGUCGCAGAAUAUGGGCCUGAAGUCGCCGUAUACGCAGCCAAACAUGGUUAUCUGUCGCUCCUGGACUCCGCGGCGCCACACGCUCUCAAAAUCUCUCUCGGAGAAAUGGCAGAUCUUCUCCCUCCACAUCUCCUCGCAUCAUGGGUAAGUAAACAUCGUCCACAACCUACAACUGGAACGAAGGCCGAGCUCACAUUUAUAUGUUCGCCAUGA